Molecule: messenger RNA, 7569 nt
Organism: Scylla paramamosain (green mud crab)
Lineage: Eukaryota; Metazoa; Arthropoda; Malacostraca; Decapoda; Portunidae
Product: collagen alpha-1(III) chain-like
Exons: 15
Coding region: 316-6147 (1943 amino acids)
Biological process (GO): nuclear mRNA surveillance of mRNA 3'-end processing; nuclear polyadenylation-dependent rRNA catabolic process; nuclear polyadenylation-dependent snRNA catabolic process
Cellular component (GO): TRAMP complex
Molecular function (GO): RNA binding
Source: RefSeq, a predicted model, not a curated record
CGGCGGUGGCGUGACGCGCGUCCUGCAAGGUGAGUAUCGGAGGGACAGGUGACGGCGGCAGCGGCGGCGGCGGCGGCGGCGACGGCGGCGUGUUUCGUGGCAAUCCUGAACUCUCCCGUCGCCCGCCAUGACCACCACUACCUCUUGUAGACGCCCAGGAGUCGGUGGAUUAUGAUUGGACGAGAGGACGCGGCGGCCAACCAUUCAUGGAGCGCCAAUGACAUGAUGAGUGUAUCGCGGUCGGGCACACACAAACGCGCCAGGCAUCAACACAGGACGGGCACCUAAGUACUAACACCAAACCUAGGGGGGGGUAUGCGUGGCACGGUGAAGCAGGGAAGCGGGGGCGGAGGGGGGGUUAAGGAGGAGGCUGGAGGAGGUGGAGGAGGCGGAGGAGGAGGUGGAGGAGGAGUCAAGUCAGGUGGAGGAGGAGGGGGCAGGAGGAGCAAGGCGAACCACACCCACGCCCCCAACCUCACCUCCACCCCCACCAUCAAGCAGGAGGUGGUCACAGAGGUGAAGCCAGACCCUGAUGCCACCACCACCACAGCCGCUGCCAGCACCACCACACCCUGCCUCAAUGGGGAUGAUCCCAGCCCCAAGACAGCCCCAUCCUGCCCCGCCAACAAUAACAACAACACCAGCGCCAACAACAACAACAAAGGGGCAGCCACUGCAAAGGUUAAAACAGAGAUAGCCAAUGGAGGGCCAGAGGGGGAUACCAAGCCUAGCACUUCAUCCAUCACUACCACCACCACCACCAUCACCACAACCACCACCACCACUACCUCCACCACCACAACCACUACAACCCCACCACACACCAAUGAAGGUUGUGGGGUGCUGUGCGAGGCGGAGGGUGCCAAGGUGGGGGCGGUGUGUGGGGGAGUGCCCACCCUCGACGGCACCUCACUGUCACACCUCCACACCGCAGAUGGCACGGAUGGAGGGCUCGGGGGAGGGAUGGGGGCACUCGGGGUCAAGGGUGGAGCCGGGGCCGGGGCCGGGGUGUCCACCAGUGAUGCACAGUACAUGCAGCAACAGAGUCAGAUCUUUGUGUUCACCACACAUCUGGCCAACAAGGCUGCUGAGGCAGUGCUGCAGGGCUCCUUCAACACCAUUAUAGCCUUUCACUGUGCUCAGCCCGGCACCAAGAAGCUUCUCGAGAAGCAUCCACUCAAGACCACACAGUUUGUGCGACACAACCCACCACAUUGGCUCAACACAUUUGCCAUGAAAGGCAACAAAGGGGGCCACAUGAAAGGACCCAUGGUUCCAAAUGGCCCCAUGAUGGCAAAUGGACCAAUGGGACCAGGUCCCAUGGGCCCCUGUGGGCACAUGGGACCAGGGGGUGAUAUGGGACCUAUGGGAGGUGAUGGAGUCCCCAGCACAAUGGGUCCAGGAGGAGACAUGGGCAGCCCUUGCAUGAUGGGCCCUGGUGGUCCUGGUGGCAUGAUGGGACCAGGACACAAUGGUGGCCCUGGCAUGAUGGGGCCAAGGGGACCUGGGAUGAUGGGUCCUGGUGGCCCUGGGCCAGGUAUGCCUCCUGGUGCUGGGGGCCAGAUGGUGAUGUCCAUGGUGGGACCCAAUGCUCAGAGAGUUCCUGGUGUUCCCACAGGUGCUCCCUCAGGGGUCAAGGUUCCAGAUGACCACCUGACACCUGAGCAGCGGCAACACCGGGAAGAACAGAUGGCAAGGAUACGUCACAUGCAGGCGCUGCUGCUGCCAGAACUACACUCCCCAAGCCAACCCGAGGGGGGACCCACCUCCCAGCCUUCCUGUACAGGAGGCCCCCCAACCUCCACAGGGAUGCCCUGCUCCCAGAGUCAGGCUCCCUCAGUUUCACAGACCUCCCAGGCAGCCUCAACCUGCUCCCAGUCAACACCAGUCACCUGCAUGGGGCCUUCUCCUGUUACUGGCAUGGGUCCCUCACCUGGCAUGGGACCAAGUCCUGGCAUGGGGCCUUCCCCUGGCAUGGGACCCAGUCCUGGAAUGGGGCCAAGCCCUGGUAUCCCCAAUACCUCCAUGGGUCCAGGGCCUGGAAUGGGUCCUGGCAUGGCCCCAGGCCCAGGCAUGGGAAUGUCCCCCAACAUGAUGGGUCCUGGGGGUCCGAACAACAUGGUGUCCCAGAGUGGGGUGAUGAUGGGCCAAGGACACAUGGCCAAUAAUAUGAUGAUGACCUCACAGGCGAACAUGAUGGGUGGCCCAAUGGGUCCUGGAAUGAGGAUGGGUCCAGGAGGACCCCAGUCUAUGAUGAUGGGGGGACACAAUCCUGCCUCCUCCAUGGCAGCACAGGCUGAGUGGCAGCGCCUGCAGGCUGAGUUUUUUGAGAGUAAAAGAAAGAAAGGUGGACCAGGGUGUCCUGAUGGUUCAAUGGGACCCAUGGGUCCUAUGGGUCCCAUGGGUCCUGGAGGUCCUAUGGUGCCUGGAGGUCCAAUGGGUCCUGGUGGUCCUAUGGGACCGGGAGGACCUAUGGGGCCUGGUGGACCAAUGGGCCCAGGUCCAAUGGGUCCUGGUGGGCCAAUGGGUCCAGGUGGACCUAUGGGUCCUGGUGGGCCAAUGGGUCCUGGUGGUCCUAUGGGACCCAAUGGACCGAUGGGAAUGGGUGGCCACAUGGUUGGAGGCCACAUGAUGCCAGGAGCAAUGGGUGGAAACAUGGGCCCCGGUGGCAUGAGGCCCAUGGGCCCUGGGGCACGCAUGCAGGGGCCACCCCCUCCCUACCACGGUCCUCGGCCAGUGGGCAACGGUCCACUGCCUUCACCUGGGUCACCCUCCAUGUGUGCCAUGACCUCACCUCGCAUGCCAGGGGGCGGGCCUGGGGGAGGGCCGGGGAUGCGAAUGAUUGGCCCUGCAGACUCCCCAAGACCCCUGCACCCCAGCAACCCCCCAACCCCAGUGAGUGGGCCUCCCAUUACCAGCCCCUCCCUGCAGCACACCAAGGACCAGCAACCACACACACCACAGUCAGGUGCGUCACCACUCCCCGCCCUGCCAGCCGGGCCAUGCCGUGCAGGUGAAACAUCCUUUGGGAGACAACUACAGACUUUGGCCCAACAAAAACAUCAGCAAGCAAAUCAGCAGCAGCAACAACAACAGCAACAACAGCAGCAGCAACAACAACAGCAGCAGCAGCAGCAGCAACAGCAGCAGCAACAACAACAGCAACAGCAACAGCAGCAGCAGCAGCAACAGCAACAACAACAACAGCAACAACAACAGCAACAACAACAACAACAACAGCAACAGCAACAGAUGCAGCAGGGAGGAGCAGCAGGAGGGAAGGAACCCAACCUGAUGCCUGUUCCUUCUCCUCAGCAGAUCCAAUACCUCAGCACUUUUGAAGGGCAAGAGCUCACGAUACAAAAGCAACCCAACACCAGCUUGCGGGACUCUGACAUCAUGUCUCCGAUGGGAGAUACAAGUGUAGGUGAUGGGAGUCGCCUUUCUGGGCCAGGAACACCCUUGGGUGGUCCCACCACUCCCCUCACUCCUUCCUCAGAGCCCCAGCCAAGGUUUACUGGUCCUAAUACUCCUGAUCGCUUCCCUGUGCCCUCGCCGGGAAUGGCUGUACCUUCAGCCCCCCACACUCCACAGGGUCCUUCAGAGAGCAAAGGGACACAACAGCAGCAGCGGUACACAGGUCCCUCACCGCAGGGUCCUGUGCAACCCUCCACCACCACCACACCCACCAACAGCAGCAGCAAUAAUAGUAGUAACAGCACCACCACCACCCCGAGCACCACUGCCAACAGCAGCACCACCACCACUCCAACCACCACCACCAACACUGCCACCAGCCAGGGGGGACCCAAAACCCCUUCCAUGGAUGGCAGGUUUCCAGUGCCAUCCCCCAAGACCCCUAGCAUGUGCAGUGGCCCCACCACUCCAAGUGGACCUGAUGUGCCUCGCUUCCCUGGGGCCUCUCCCCUUCAGGCCAGCUGUAGCAGCACCCCAACAGCAGACAUGGCCCCAAUGGGCACUCGCUUCCCUGGCCCCACGAUAGCCCCAGCUGGAAAUACCAACAAUAACCAGAUGAUGGGGAAGAUGGGCAGUGGGUUUUCCAUGUCUCCAGGCAAGAUGGGGACCAUGGACAUGGGUGGAGACUUCCACAACCCCACAGCAGCCAACCUUCCCCUCAACCCCAACUCCAGCACUCCAGGGGGCCUGCCAGCAUCUGGUCCAGGCAAGGUGUUUGACCCUAUAUCCUCCAUGGCCCAGAUGAGUCAGCAGCUGACCUCUGGGACUUCUGGCUCCUCGCCCCCUGUGUCCUCAGCCCCAACACCCACCAUGCCCACCCCUACUGGCCCUUCCAUGGGGGCCAGUGGGCCAUCUGGACCAUCAGGGCCUAACAUGGGCAAUGCACCGGGUAUGCCUGGUGGCCCAGGCCUCCCCGGUGGCCCUGGACUUCCUGGUGGGCCUGGAAUGCCUGGUGGCCCUGGCCUUCCUAGUGGACCAGGUAUGCCUGGUGGUCCUGGCCAUCCAGGUGGACCAGGACUGCCAGGUGGACCAGGACUGCCAGGUGGACCAGGUCUUCCUUGUGGACCUGGGAUGCCAGGUGGACCAGGGAUGCCAGGUGGACCGGGAAUGCCAGGUGGCCCCAACAUGCCUUGUGGACCAGGGAUGCCCGGUGGACCUAACAUGACAGGUCCAGGGAUGAGUGGAGGCCCCAACAUGGCUGGAGGUCCAGGCAUGACUGGGGGUCCUAACAUGGGGGCUGGACCAGGCAUGCCAGGGGGUCCAGGAGGUGCCAUGAUGGAGGGUGGGGGUCCUGGAGGUAUGAUGGGCAUGCCACCAGUUUCUUCAAGCCCUGGCAUGAUGCAGUCCCACAGUGCCAUCUCCUCUCCUGUGUGUAGUGGUGGGGGACCAAGGGGCACCUCUCCCAGCAGCAUGGCCAUGAUGGGGGGCCCCAACCCUCGCAUGACCGUCCCCAACAGCAUGGUGAGGCCCCCAGCCCCUAACUGCACCACAGCGGGGCCGUAUUCUGGGGCCAACGUGCAGGUGAAGCCCAGUGCCCCCAACACCAUCCAGUACCUGCCGGCACGGCCACAGAACAACGGUAACGGCCCACGCGGCCCACCCAGCCUUGACUUCCUGCCCAGGUUCAGCAACCCCAACGUGGACAGCAAAGGAGCCAACACAGCCAUGUUUCCCAGCAGCAGCACCCCAAACUCAAUGUGUGGCCCCAGUGUGCCAAUGUCAACAAUGGCCAUGAGUGGCCCAUGUGGGCCCAUGACAGGCCAUAUGUCUGGACCUAUGAAUGGCCCAGGUGGACCGAUGGGUGGCCCAGGUGGACCAAUGGGCGGCCCCGGUGGACCUAUGUGUACAAUGUCUGGGCCAAAUGGUCCUAUGGUGAAUAUGAGUAACAUGAGUGGACCCAAUGGACCCUUUAUGUCAGGACCAGGAGGACCUAUGCCAGGCCCUAAUGGCCCCAUGGGCAUGGGUCCUAAUGGUCCAAUGGGUGGACAUAUGGGAGGGCCAGGUGGAAUGAGUGGACAUAGUGGGCCUAUGAUGGGUCCCAAUGGACCCAUGGGUGGGCCCAGUGGACCCAUGAUGGGCCCUAAUGGACCAAUGGGAAUAAACCCCAGCAUGAUGAGUGGUGCAGGAAUGGGACCGGGGGGCCAGAUGAUGGGACCCAGAGGCGGGGCUCCCAUGAUGCGUGGCCCCAGUCCAGGGGGGAUGAUGGGGGGCAUGGGUAGUGACAUGUAUCCCAUGGGGGGCCCAGGGCCUAACAUGAGUGGGGGACCCAUGUCUGGGGGUCCUGGCCCCAACCCUAAUGGCCCCAACCAAAUGAUGGGAGGUUCAGGCCCCAUGUACAGCUCCAAGACCUCUCCCGUCAACAUGAACAUGGGAGGGCCCAUGGGGGCAACGCCAGACACUGCCCAGCCCCUGCCUCCCUCUAUGGGCCAAUCCGGCAGCUUCAAGAAUUCACCCUUCAUGGGACCCACCACUGCUGACCCCACCUAUGCUGCCCAGUUCCACAGCUUCCAGCAGCAGCUGUAUGCCACCAACACUCGUGGAGGGCCCAACAUGGCCAUGUCUGGAGCCAUGGGCGGCCCUGGAGGGCCCGUGGUGACGGGGCCGGGGGGGCCGGGCAUGCCUGGCCCUGGGCCCAUGCCUGGCCAGAGCUUCCCGUUCAAUCCCAAGUGAGGCACGGGUAAACUACCUCACAGGUGACCUGGUGCUAACAGCUGCCGCCCAGCACACUCACCACUAUGCAACUCCUCCCCUCCCCUGUGGCGGUGGUGGUGAUCCUGCUCAAGUGUGGUGGUGGUGGCGGCGGGGCAGCAGAGGCGGCCCCGCCCCGCCCACCCGUGUGCCCGUCCAGUGGUGGGGUCGCCCCCCCGCCCCGCACAGUCCACUCAGUUCUCACUCUUCAGGGCAACAUGUCAGUUUGUAGUUUGGAUACUGUUAAUGGGGUGCUUUGUAGUGUAAGUUAUUCUUGCUCUGUUCACUGUCUCUCCUCCAGUGGUUGUUGACUGCUUCAAGGGUCAUGGUCAGUGCAGUGCCGGGGCAGCCGGGCCUCACUGGGCCAGGCUUGGCCCCGCCCGCUCAAGUCUGGACUAUUAUUGACGUAUCACAGUGGUCAUUGUGGUCCCCCCCCUCCCCAGUGGCUGCGGUACUCCCCUCCCCCAAAGUGGUGCCCUGUGGCCCUAUGCUGCAUGAUGGUGCAGCUAAAAGACAGCGCUGAAACAAAACAAACUGGGUUACGCUUGUUGUUAUGAUAAUGAUUAACUUUCCAAACUGACAAUCAAGUCCUGACAUUUUAUAUAUACAUACAUAUAUAUAUAUAUAUAUAUAUAUAUAUAUAUAUAUAUAUAUAUAUAUAUAUAUAUAUAUAUAUAUAUAUAUAUAUAUAUAUAUAUAUAUAUACAUAUAUAUAUAUUAUAUGUAAAUGUGUAGGUGUGGGAAAUGCUGUGAUGUGUUGGUCGUGGUGCUGGCGAGACAAGUGGCAGCAGCAGCGGCCUGGCUGGUGCUGCGUCAGGAGGUGCUGUGCUUGCCCCUCACUGCACUGCUCAUCAUCAGCGUGUCCAUCGAGGCACAGCAUUGUACAAAUUGUUAAGCCCUCUCUCUCUCUCUCUCUCUCUCUCUCUCUCUCUCUCUCUCUCUCUCUCUCUCUCUCUCUCUCUCUCUCUCUCUCUCUCUCUCUCUCUCUCUCUCUCUCUCUCUCUCUCUCUCUCUCUCUCUCUCUCUCCGUCUCUCUCCGUCUCUCUCCGUCUCUCCGUCUCCUAUCUCGAGCCACCGUCACAUCCACCUCAUGCAAUAUUCCUGGAUGCAGCCGCUUAUAUGUUGACAAAGUGAUUUUUCUACUGUAUGUUACAAGCCUGUGGGUGUUGCCUUGGUCCCCAGCAGGCAGGUUUGUAUCUCCCUUUGUUUGUAUCAUUGUAAAGUUUGUAUGAUAUGUAAGUUUUGUGUUUUCCUCACAUUUUGUUGUUUUAUUUAUUUUUUUUUGUAAGGUCACACUCAGAAGCAGCGGGUCGACCGUGACUUUCUGGCAGUAUUUUAGGAUAUAACUUGGAGGAUGUGAACAUUUUUAUUAUUGACAAAUUUUACAUAAAAUAAUUUUACAAG